Racocetra fulgida is the source of this 2283-nucleotide messenger RNA. The record is from the annotation of a GenBank genome assembly. NCBI's taxonomy places the organism in Eukaryota, Fungi, Glomeromycota, Glomeromycetes, Diversisporales, Gigasporaceae.
UCUUCCGAAAAUGAUGUUGAACUUGACCGAGAAACAGUCGAUACUCCGAUAAAUAAUCAAUAUGAUAGUCGCUAUGACUUGUGUGAAUCAAUUCCAGGCCUUUACCGUUUAUUAGACCUAUGCAAAGAUAAAGGGUCGAACGAAAGCGUACUUCUUCAUGAUUUUGAAGUCAAAAAGAGUCAAGAGCAAAAAGAAAACUUCGAGCUCUAUAAAGGAUUUGAUCUAUCUCUUUUAAUGCCAAGUUUACAAAGUUCUUAUGCUGCUGAAUGUUCCAAUAAACUACCUUUAUAUCCAUUGGUUGUUGAAUCAGUAUCGAAUCAGAAAUUACUUACCCGAAGGAUAAAGACUGCCACAAUAACUACCGAGAAAAACAAGAAAUUGACUUGUGAUUCUUUGCCUAGAUUUCAAGAAUUUUUCACAAAAAGACUUGAAGCACAAAAAUAUGCUCUUUUUAUUGAUCGCAGUUAUAUGACAAUUCAAGAAUUGCAAGUACUUGUUGAAGGCGGCAUGAAUAUCAAAGAUCUUUUUCUGCAAUAUAAUAUAGAUUUGAAAAAGCUUGAAGAUGAAAAGGUUGAAUCGACCAAUAAAGCUAUCAAAGAUAUUCAACUAGACAUGGAAAUUAAUAUUAAUCAGACAGAAUCUUCAGCAAAUAUUUCAGCACCAAAAAUAUUCUAUGAUGAAGAAAAUAAUUUUCAUGAAUUGAUUAAAAAAUAUACCGCUAAAGCAAAAACUAAUGGCUGGACCUUCUUUGGUCUUUUUAAAUGGCUAAAUAAUUCAACUUCUGAAGUCAUGAAAAAAAUAAAUGAUGAUGCCAAAAAAAUUCCAGAUACUGAAUUUGUAAAACAAAUUUUUGAUCUAAAAGAUGACAAUAUUGCAUCCAGUUUUUUAAAAGUAUAUGAAGAAUGGAGAAAACAGGGAUUUGUUCAAACCCUCAAUACAUUUGUAACUGAUGAAGAACAAAAUGAUAUUCAUUUGCAAUAUCGAAACAUUCAAAUUAAGCAAUGGUACCUGGAAAUUCCUAAAAUUGCACACUUAUUUUUUAUAAAGAAUACUGAAGACGUUUGUUUUGUGGAAGAAAAUGGUGAAGCUCGAAUCUAUAGUUUGAUAAAUGACAAUUUUCGAGCCGGAUCUGCUAAACUCCCAGCUAAUUGUACUCGAGUAAUGAGUACACCAGAUGGAACUUGUUUUGUUGCGUUCGUGAAAGAAAAACUAGCUAUUGAUGUAUCCGAAGUAAAAAACAAAGUAAUCGAAAUAAUUCCCAAGAAUAAGUGUUCAGAAAUGACAAAUAGUGAAAUCGAAUUACUGAAUACUAAUGAAACAAAUGCAUCCGAAGGAAAAAAUCAAUUAAUCAAAACAAUUCCCGAGAAUACAUGUUCAGAAAUGCGGACAGAUAAUGAAACAACAAAAUCAUCAAGUAUUGAUAAUAUAACCAAAAAUAAAGAAUUUGAAAUUAUUAAUCAAGGAAGCAUAGAUGAUUCAAUAGAAACAGAUUUACAUCAAGAUACAACUCAAGCUUUAAAUAGAGAAGUUGUUCGUGGUUAUGUAUUUUUUUUAGAAAAGUUUAGUAAAGAUGCAAACAAAGUAAUCGAAGUUCCAUUUACUAAUCCAAACAUUGAGCUUUUCCAAUUUACUUCGCUUGCAGAUAAGCAAGUUCACUUGGUAACAAUUGAUUUAUAUAAUAACAUUUUACAAUCCUUGAUGGUUAAAAUCACACAUGCAAAGACUAAAUUCCGGUUUGAACGAAAAACUAAAGAAAAAGCUUUAGGAAAAGUAAAAAUAGAAAGUUAUGAUCCAUUUACAGUCAUUGGCCAAAACACAAAAUUCACCAAGGAUCUUCAGAUUGGAGACUUCUUAGUUAUUGGUAAUGAAAAGCGUCAAAUUAUAAAAGUAAUUAACGACAGCGAAUUGAAAAUUACCAAUAAACAGUUAUUUAAGUCACUUAAUUUUGGCGAGUGGCAACGAUUUCAAAUUGAACCAAAGGCAAAUAUAAAUGGGUUGCUCGAUGUAUAUUCUAUGGUUUUCACAAAAUAUGCAAUUACAAACCCGUUUGGUCAAAUAGAUAAACCAUUAAAAUUGACAAUAGUCAUGGACCUACGUGAUGAAUUUGAUAUAGAUAGUUACAAUUCCAAGUUUCAAACGUAUAUUCGCAAAUUAUUUAGAAAAUUUAAGAAUGAAACAAAAAAGCCUAUGGGACAUCUUGAAAAAUUUACUACAAAUUGCAUUUCGUUUGAAAGUUUUGAUAAUCUUACAGAUGAAUAUACAGAAUACAAACUUGGCAAGUAG